Messenger RNA from Phaedon cochleariae (mustard beetle), 2986 nucleotides. The record is from the annotation of a GenBank genome assembly. NCBI's taxonomy places the organism in Eukaryota, Metazoa, Arthropoda, Insecta, Coleoptera, Chrysomelidae.
AGUUUAUCAAUCAUCAGUCAUCACAAAUACGAGCAAGAUUUCAUCAAUCAAAAUUUUCUAGUGAAUAAUAAAUUGUAAAUAAUCACGAAUUCUUCACCUUUGUAGUAUUUCCUCAGGCAAGGAAUAUAAGCCAAUAACCAACAACGAGUUGAAUAAUUCAAUUUCGUUUUGACGAUUUACCAAGUAGUGGACAACUUGGAAUGUAAUGAAAGUUGAAAAGUGAGAAGUUGUUUUAAAACUCCAUUACCAUAACUGUGAACAGGAAAAUAAUAAAUUUUCAGGUGGUAUACGUGACUUCCUGAGGAUAAACAAUGGCUGGUAAUAAUCCCUUUGAUAAGUACUUGAAGUCUUUAAAUAUAGCAGGAAAAGAAUACAAAUACUAUGACAUACCACAACUGGGUUGCAACUAUGAUCGUUUACCCUAUUCCAUCAGGGUAUUGUUGGAGUCAGCAGUGAGAAACUGUGACAAUUUUCAUAUAUCAGAACAAGAUGUGAAGAGCAUCCUAAAUUGGGAGACCAAUCAAAACUUGGAAGGAGGCAUUGAAAUCCCUUUCAAACCUGCCAGAGUUAUUCUGCAAGAUUUCACAGGUGUGCCUGCUGUUGUUGAUUUUGCUGCUAUGAGAGAUGCAGUCAAAAGCUUGGGAGGAAAUCCUGAAAAAAUCAACCCUAUUUGUCCUGCUGAUUUGGUUAUUGAUCAUUCUAUUCAAGUGGAUUUUGUCAGAUCUCCUGAUGCUUUGCAAAAAAAUCAAGAUAUGGAAUUUGAAAGGAACAAGGAAAGAUUUGUGUUUCUGAAGUGGGGUGCCAAAGCAUUUGACAACAUGUUGAUAGUGCCACCAGGCAGUGGAAUUGUUCACCAGGUCAACUUGGAAUAUUUGGCUAGGGUUGUUUUUACUGAUAAAAAUACUUCUGUACUCUAUCCUGAUACAGUGGUCGGCACAGACUCUCAUACAACCAUGAUAAACGGUCUGGGCGUACUAGGUUGGGGCGUGGGCGGCAUAGAAGCCGAGGCUGUGAUGCUGGGACACACCAUCAGCAUGUUGUUGCCCCAAGUGGUUGGCUACAAGCUGUACGGAGAAUUGAAUCAGUAUGUCACUUCAACGGAUUUGGUACUUACUGUAACUAAGAAUUUGCGUCAGUUGGGUGUGGUGGGAAAGUUCGUGGAAUUUUACGGCCCAGGGGUCUCUGCUCUUUCCAUAGCCGAUAGAGCUACCAUUGCCAAUAUGUGCCCUGAAUAUGGGGCUACGGUUGGAUACUUCCCUGUCGACCAGAAUUCAUUGGAUUAUUUGAGACAAACAAAUCGGUCCGACGAACAGAUCAGAGUGAUCGAGGCCUACCUGAAGGCCACCAAGCAGCUGAGGGACUACUCCUCCGAGCUGCCCGACCCCGUCUUCAGCCAGAACGUCGGCCUCGAUUUAGCCACCGUCGUUUCGUCUGUCAGCGGGCCCAAAAGGCCCAACGACAGGGUGUCUGUCAGCGACAUGAAAGCGGAUUUCUUGAACUGCCUCACCAAUAAGGUCGGUUUCAAGGGUUUCGGCCUGACCGAAUCGGCCGCCUCCAAAUCGGCCAAGUUCAUGUUCGACGGCAAACAGUACCAACUGAGGCACGGCAGCAUCGUCAUAGCCGCCAUCACGUCUUGUACCAACACGAGCAACCCAAGUGUCAUGUUGGGCGCCGGAAUCUUGGCUCAGAACGCCGUUGCCGCCGGUCUAAGCGUCGCUCCCUACAUCAAGACCAGUCUGUCGCCCGGCUCGGGGGUGGUCACCUACUAUUUGAAGGAGUCUGGGGUGGUGCCAGCCCUGGAGCAACUCGGGUUCGAUAUUGUAGGUUAUGGUUGCAUGACGUGUAUCGGCAACAGCGGCGGCAUCGACGAGAACAUCGUCAACGCCAUCGAGGAAAACGACCUCGUCUGCUGCGGCGUCCUAUCGGGCAACCGCAACUUCGAGGGCCGCAUCCACCCCAACACCAGAGCCAACUAUCUGGCCAGUCCGCUCCUGGUGAUCGCGUACGCCAUUGCCGGUCGCGUCGACGUCGAUUUCGAGACGGAGUCGCUGGGGAAGCGUCCCGACGGCAGCGAGGUGUUCUUGCGGGACAUUUGGCCAACUAGGAAGCAGAUCCACGAGGUGGAGAAGAGGCACGUGAUUCCGGCCAUGUUCAAGGAGGUUUAUGCUAAGAUCGAGACCGGUUCGACGAACUGGCAAAAUCUCGUCGCCCCCAGCGGCCAGCUGUACCCCUGGUCGGCCUCCUCCACCUACAUAAAAAGACCGCCCUUCUUUGACGGCAUGACCAGGCAGUUGGAGCCACCCAAGCCGCUGUCCAACGCCAGGGCGCUGCUCUUCUUGGGCGACUCUGUAACGACGGACCACAUCAGUCCGGCUGGGUCCAUAGGCAGAACUAGUCCGGCUGCAAGAUAUUUGGCUCAGAGAAAUUUGACGCCGAAAGAAUUCAACUCGUACGGCUCGAGAAGAGGCAACGACGACGUGAUGGCACGAGGAACGUUCGCCAACAUUCGUUUGGUCAACAAAUUCAUGAGCAAAGCUGGCCCGAGGACGGUCUAUCUGCCCACGAACGAAGAGAUGGACAUCUUCGAUUGCGCCCAACGUUACGCCAAAAGUGAAACUCCGCUUAUAAUCAUCGCUGGUAACGACUACGGCUCCGGAUCAAGUCGAGAUUGGGCUGCUAAAGGGCCGUUUUUACUGGUGUACAACAUCGACUUGCCCGCUGACCUCAAGCCGGGACAGCAUGUUAGCGUUUCCACCGACAGUGGGAAGAGGUUCGAGGUGCUUUUGAGGUUCGACACUGAGGUGGAUCUGCUGUUUUACAGGAACGGGGGCAUUUUGAAUUAUAUGAUCAGGAAGAUGGUGGAGUGAGUUUUUUUUUGUUGUUUCGUUUUGGUAUUGGCUUAUUAUGGGGUAGGGGAUUUUUUUACAGAGAUUUAUGUAUAAUAUACAAAUAUAUGGUGUAUGGAGAAUAAAGUAGUUACCUAAGG